AUGCAAACCUCUGAUCAAUAUAAUUAUCAAGAUGAGGGAUCAUUACAUCCAUUAUGGCUUGGUAUAUUGAUAUUAAUCUUUGUAAUCGCUAUUAUUGGUAUAUCAUGUUGUCUACGGAUACGAUUUGCUUCACAAUGUCACAAGUUAUUUAGUCGAGCGAAUUUUAGAAAAAAUGAAAACCCCGAAGAUGUCAUAAACAAUGAUAAAAAUCCACCGAACAAUUUUUCUUAUCAUUGGUCAUCUAUUUAUACUCUUUCACAAGAUCCAUCACCAAAAUGUUCUACAUUGAUUCCAAGUAUUUAUGUAACUGAUUCUCACGAUGAUCUAUGCGUUCAACUAGAAGAUAUUGAUGAUGAUAAAGUUGAAAAUGAAUCAAAUUCAGGAGAUCGAAAUCAAAUGUCUUUAUCAUCGUCGAUAGAGCAAAUUCGAAAUUCUGAAAUCGCUCGACGAUUUUUUGCAAGUAUGCGUAGUAGCAUUGACCAUCCAAAUUCCACACUAUUUGACAGCUAUGCAAGCGAGUCAUCUUUAGCAAGUAUAAAUGGAACAGCCAUGGGGGAUCAAAACGUUGAAGUCGAGCGAGAACCAAGUGUCAAAAUGGGACAUACACCAUGUUUUUUUCAUUCAAUACCCUAUACAGAUGGACUAACUUUAGGUCUGUAA
Molecule: messenger RNA, 660 nt
Organism: Rotaria socialis
Lineage: Eukaryota; Metazoa; Rotifera; Eurotatoria; Philodinida; Philodinidae
Source: the annotation of a GenBank genome assembly